AUGCUUCAGUGCUCCAGCUGUGAAAAGCCUAUUCUUGAUAGGUUCUUGCUUAAAGUUUUGGACAGACCAUGGCACAUCAAAUGUGUCCAGUGCUGCGAAUGCAAAUGCACUUUGUCAGAGAAGUGUUUUUCACGAGAAGGGAGGCUGUAUUGUAAGAAUGACUUCUUCAGGACGUUUGGGACCAAGUGUGACGGUUGCGCACAAGGGAUUUUACCCAGUGAUCUUGUCCGCAGGGCCAAGAGCAAAGUGUUUCACCUGAACUGUUUCACCUGUGUGAUGUGUAACAAACAGCUGUCCACCGGAGAGGAACUGUACAUCCUGGACGAGUUCAAGUUUGUUUGUAAGGAGGACUACCAGAAUAACAAUGGAAAAGACACCAUCCUCCUUUCAGUCACGACGUGCAGCGACCCGAGCCUCUCUCCGGACUCCCAGGACCCGCAGGACGACGGGAAGGACUCCGAAACGGGACAUAUAUCAGACAAAGACACCAACAACGAGAAUGACGAGACGAGCGCCGUCGGGAAGCGACGCGGGCCUCGGACCACCAUCAAAGCCAAGCAGCUCGAGGUCCUGAAAGCGGCUUUCGCGGCCACGCCGAAACCCACGAGACACAUCAGGGAACAGCUGUCACGGGAGACCGGCCUCACCAUGAGAGUCAUCCAGGUUUGGUUCCAAAAUCGGAGGUCCAAAGAGAGACGCAUGAAGCAGCUCAGCUCUCUGGGUGGCCGCAGACACGUGUUCUUCCGCGGCCAGAGGAGGAUGAGGGCGCUGGGAGAGAGACUGGAGGCGGAAGAGCUUGGACACUUCUCCUAUUAUGGAGAAUAUCCUGCUGAAUACUAUGGCUCAGGAGGGAAUUAUGAGUACUACCAAGGCCCACCAUCGUCCCAUGCCCAGACUCCUGCAGACUUGGGCUUUGUGCCCUCCUCUGUCCCUGCUGGCACCCCAUUAGGAGCAAUGGACCACCACCAUCCUGGGCACCACUGUCCCGGAGAGGUGCACUGUUUCUCUGAUACGGUCUCUCACCAUCCCGCGGACUCACCCAGUCCAGAGCCCAACAUGCCGGGCUCAAUGCACAGCAUCUCCAGUGAGAUGUGUGGCCCCAGCACACCCUACACGACUGUGUCCCUCAGUGACAACGGAUACACCAACCAGCUGUCACAACCCUCCUCAGAAAUGAGCGAAGGCACUGUCUGGUAA
Molecule: messenger RNA, 1197 nt
Organism: Anoplopoma fimbria (sablefish)
Lineage: Eukaryota; Metazoa; Chordata; Actinopteri; Perciformes; Anoplopomatidae
Product: LIM/homeobox protein Lhx1-like
Exons: 5
Coding region: 1-1197 (398 amino acids)
Biological process (GO): regulation of transcription by RNA polymerase II; neuron differentiation
Cellular component (GO): nucleus
Molecular function (GO): DNA-binding transcription factor activity, RNA polymerase II-specific; RNA polymerase II transcription regulatory region sequence-specific DNA binding
Source: RefSeq, a predicted model, not a curated record